AUGAAGAUUUACAAACAUAGCGUUGGUUAUACAGUACACAUUGAGAAUAAUGCUGUAAUUGAGCGUAAUGCUCCAAAGAAAUUUUUAAAGAUUUUGUUCCUGGUGGUUGUCAUAUCUGAAGUUUUUGUGGCGCCAUCUGCAGGGAAUACUGUUUUCAAGAAGACGCAUGCAACAUCCUUGGCAUCACCAUGGCGGCAGAACAAAACUUCGCGUUCAGUCAUCGAGUGUACCCGUUUCUGUAUAGGCAUAUCUUGGUGUACAACUCUUAGUUACAGGACGUCCUUGAAAGAAUGUCUGCUGUACGAUCUAGACCACAUCGCAAUGCACCUAAUUGAUGACAUCACCUCUGACGUGUACAGUUAUAAUAAAAGCGAUAUAAGUGCGUCUAAUUCAGAAAGUAAUGCGCAUCCAGGCUGGACUCUUGCUUUCCGGGGAACGCCAGGCAUAGGGGAUGAUGUCUUUCAAGCCUGGGUAAACGGUACGAACGUUACAACAACGGACACAGAGUGUAUGGCUCUCACUCCUAACACAUGUGCCCAUCACUAUAGAAACCCGAUUGUUGAUUCGUGGGAGUUGCUGGAUGUCCAACAGGUUAUGUUUGAGAUGUACAGUGAGAUACAUGGAACGAAGAACCUUAUUUUCGAUGCUCAAGGGAGCACUAUUACCAGUUGGUUCUCGGAGUCCAGAAUCACUAACUCAUCAUGGAAUGCAACGAAGCAGAGACCUUUUUAUGGAUGGUUUUCGAUGCAAGGGAGUAAUCCAUUUACUUUCCUCGUAUGUGGACGCCUUUUUCCUUGCGGGUGUGACGAAUUAUACACAAUGGUAGUGAAUAAUAAAGAAUCCUGUGCCGAUAUUUCUGGAAAACCACACCCCCAAUUCUACUUUGCCACUGAGGACGUGUAUGGUGUUAUAUGGGUGGAUGGAUUUUUCAAAAACGAGAGGAUGGCCAGCGCCGACCUGAUUGCCAUAUUCAUCAAACAUAAUGCUUUAGAAAAUCGACCGUAGUUCUCCUGUAAUGCAGUUUGAUUGAAAGUGUGAUUCCGUGAAACUAUUGUUCAUGUACAAGUAAAGGGACUAUUAAGGGCUUUUUUCGCUCUAAAAACAGUUUAAACACCAAAGGUCGCCCAUUGAACGCCCACUGAUUUGUAAAUUUAAUUUGAUUUUUUCGUGUGCGGUGUGAAUAUUAUGGCAAUUUGUGAUUUGUCUUACAUAAAGAAGUAAUGAUGCGAUUUUUUCCUGCUUGUGCAGGUAUAAUUUCUCUUCGUGUUUCUAAUUUCUGCAAAUGGUGCACACGUAUCAAUCACGAAUGGUCCGUGUGUUUUUAAAUUUAUUAGGGCAUGACGCAUUUACAAUUAUCGCAAGUUGGACUAGUUCAUUUUCCCGUGUAAUAAAUCAUUCCUUUGAGUGUAAAUGA
This is a messenger RNA of Dreissena polymorpha, 1414 nucleotides long. RefSeq lists its product as uncharacterized. The coding region runs from base 1 to 1005 and encodes 334 amino acids. The record is from RefSeq and is a predicted model, not a curated record. The transcript has 5 exons. Lineage: Eukaryota; Metazoa; Mollusca; Bivalvia; Myida; Dreissenidae.